Neolamprologus brichardi is the source of this 1357-nucleotide messenger RNA. It is a transcript of the gene kcnj16a, whose product is annotated as potassium inwardly rectifying channel subfamily J member 16a. NCBI's taxonomy places the organism in Eukaryota, Metazoa, Chordata, Actinopteri, Cichliformes, Cichlidae. Gene Ontology annotation, molecular function: inward rectifier potassium channel activity. Gene Ontology annotation, biological process: potassium ion import across plasma membrane; regulation of monoatomic ion transmembrane transport. The record is from RefSeq and is a predicted model, not a curated record. Gene Ontology annotation, cellular component: plasma membrane.
GGUUCAUUCCAGCAGGUGGCUGCUCGGAGAACCUCUCAACCCAGGUACAGACAGUCCUGCACUCGGAUCAGCAUUUAACUUUACAGAAAGCCUCUGGAAGAUGCAUCACAGACAGUAUACAUCUGUGAGCCGCACUGAUGAAAUCCCCAUGAAGACCGAAAAUGGACCCCGACCCAACAAAUACCGCUACGUACGUAAAGAAGGCAGCUCUAACAUCAUGUUGCGCCACGUUCCUGAGGAGAGGCUGCUCUUUGUGACCGACAUCUUUACCACCUUGGUGGAGAUCAGAUGGAGGGUGAUGUUUCUGAUCUUUGCUCUCUCUUACAUUCUGUCCUGGCUCUUUUUUGGGAUCCUCUUCUGGGUCAUCGCUCUCGCUAAUGGAGACAUCAAGGAUCCCAACACUGAACCCUGCGUGUUUGAAGUCCGCAGCUUCACGGCCGCUUUCCUCUUCUCGCUCGAAACUCAGACCACCAUCGGUUACGGAUUCAGAGGAAUGUCUGAGAACUGCAUGCAUGCCAUCAUCAUCGUCACCAUACAAGACGUCAUGAGCUGCUUCAUUGAUACGUUCGUCAUUGGAAUUGCUGUUGCCAAAAUGGCCUCGGCCAGAAAGAGGGCGCAGACGGUGGGCUUCAGCAACCGUGCUGUCAUCAACCUUCGUAAUGGGUACAUUUAUCUGUCCUGGAGAGUUGGGGACUUCCGCAGGUACCACUUGGUGGAGGGGACAGCUACCGCCCAGAUAGUCCGCAGUACGAUGCACGCCACUGGGAGAGUUGAUGUGACUUAUGAAGACUUGGUCAUCCAGCAGAAGGACAUCAUCCUCGCCACACCAACCACCAUCUAUCACAAGAUUGAACCUGGCAGCCCGCUGUACACCAUGACUUAUGCUGAUCUGCAGAGAGCAGACUUUGAACUGGUUGUGUCAUUUACCUACACAGAUGACUCCACAGGCAUUCUGCAUCAGACGCGAACCUCUUACACUCCAAAAGAGAUCCUCUGGGGUCAGCUGUUCCAGGAGAUGAUCAGAGUCGGCAGGAAGAGCUACAGGGUGGAUUACAACUUGUUCCAUCGCACUGAAAAGAUACACGUCCCCCUGGUUAGCGCUAAGGAGUUUGAAGAGAAGAAGCAGCUGCAGCUCACACGACACUCACCUCGACAUUCACCCAGCUCUUCACCACGGCUCCCUUCACAAUCGCCAUCUCAGGAUCACCGUGAUAAAUAUUUGAAACCCCCGAUGGUAAAGGUGGAACUUGUGAGUGACAGCCAACCUAUACCAAGUGUUGCACCAUCUCAAUCAGACGAUAGUCAGGAUCAAGAAACUCUGACUCAGCCAAAUAAUCAGACAAGUGAAGAAAAUUGA